AUGCAUGAUGUGAUCAGGAAGGUGAAGAAGAAGGGCGAGUGGAAGGUGCUGGUGGUGGAUCAGCUCAGCAUGCGCAUGCUCUCUUCCUGCUGCAAGAUGACCGACAUCAUGACUGAGGGGAUAACAAUUGUGGAGGACAUCAAUAAGCGCCGAGAGCCCCUCCCCAGCCUGGAGGCCGUGUAUCUCAUCACCCCAUCUGAUAAGUCUGUCCGUUCACUCAUCAAUGACUUCAAGGAACCCCCUACCUCCAAGUACCGGGCUGCCCACGUCUUCUUCACUGACUCUUGCCCUGAUGCCCUGUUCAAUGAACUGGUAAAAUCUCGCGCAGCAAAAGUAAUCAAGACCCUGACGGAAAUCAACAUUGCCUUCCUCCCCUACGAGUCUCAGGUUUACUCCUUGGAUUCUGCUGACUCUUUCCAAAGCUUCUACAGCCCCCACAAGGCCCAAAUGAAAAACCCCAUCCUGGAACGCCUGGCAGAACAGAUUGCCACCUUGUGUGCCACUCUGAAGGAAUAUCCGGCCGUCCGAUACAGAGGAGAUUACAAAGACAAUGCCAUGCUGGCCCAGCUUAUCCAGGACAAAUUGGAUGCCUAUAAGGCUGAUGAUCCAACCAUGGGUGAGGGCCCGGACAAAGCUCGCUCCCAGCUCCUCAUUCUGGACCGUGGCUUCGACCCAGCCUCCCCAGUGCUGCAUGAACUGACUUUCCAAGCCAUGAGCUAUGACCUGCUGCCUGUUGAGAAUGAUGUCUACAAGUACGAGACAAGUGGCAUUGGAGAGGCCCGGGUGAAAGAGGUUCUUCUGGAUGAGGAUGAUGACCUCUGGGUUGCCUUACGCCACAAGCAUAUUGCAGAAGUGUCCCAGGAGGUCACCCGCUCUCUGAAGGAAUUUUCUUCCAGCAAGAGGAUGAACACUGGCGAGAAGACCACUAUGAGGGACCUGUCUCAGAUGCUGAAGAAGAUGCCCCAGUAUCAGAAAGAACUCAGCAAGUACUCCACCCACCUGCACCUGGCUGAGGACUGCAUGAAGCACUACCAAGGCACCGUGGACAAGCUCUGCAGAGUAGAACAGGACCUGGCUAUGGGCACCGAUGCUGAAGGGGAGAAGAUCAAGGACCCUAUGAGGGCCAUUGUGCCAAUCCUGCUGGAUGCGAAUGUCAGUACUUAUGACAAAAUCCGCAUCAUUCUGCUCUACAUCUUCCUGAAGAAUGGCAUCACUGAAGAAAACCUGAACAAACUGAUCCAGCAUGCUCAGAUCCCACCAGAGGACAGCGAGAUCAUCACCAACAUGGCCCAUCUUGGAGUGCCCAUCAUCACAGAUUCCACCUUGCGUCGCAGGAGCAAGCCAGAGCGGAAGGAGCGCAUCAGCGAGCAGACCUAUCAGCUCUCAAGAUGGACCCCUGUUAUUAAAGACAUAAUGGAGGAUGCUGUUGAGGACAAACUGGACACAAAGCACUAUCCCUAUAUCUCUACCCGCUCCUCAGCCUCUUUCAGUACCACUGCUGUCAGUGCCCGCUAUGGACACUGGCACAAGAACAAGGCCCCUGGUGAGUACAGAAGUGGCCCCCGCCUCAUCAUCUUCAUCCUUGGGGGCACGAGCCUGAAUGAGAUGCGCUGCGCCUAUGAGGUGACGCAAGCCAGCGGAAAGUGGGAGGUGCUAAUAGGUUCUACUCACAUUCUUACUCCCACCAAAUUUCUCAUGGACCUGAGGCACCCCGACUUCAGGGACUCCACUAGGGUAUCUUUUGAGGAUCAGGCUCCAGCAAUGGAGUGAGAGCCAAAGAAACAAAG
Messenger RNA from Alligator sinensis (Chinese alligator), 1787 nucleotides. RefSeq names its product syntaxin binding protein 1 (gene STXBP1). The record is from RefSeq and is a predicted model, not a curated record. The coding region runs from base 1 to 1770 and encodes 589 amino acids. Gene Ontology annotation, biological process: vesicle-mediated transport; intracellular protein transport; neurotransmitter secretion. The transcript has 18 exons. NCBI's taxonomy places the organism in Eukaryota, Metazoa, Chordata, Crocodylia, Alligatoridae. Gene Ontology annotation, molecular function: syntaxin binding. Gene Ontology annotation, cellular component: secretory granule; plasma membrane.